AUGGCCUCCCAGAACUGCCUGAGAAUGCUCGCCCGGUCGGCCCCCCGAGCACUCACCAAGCCCACCCCUCUCACCCUCCGCACCCCCCUCCCACUCGCUCUCACCCUCCGCCACGCCACCACUACCACCACCGCCCCCGCCAUCCCCUCCAAACAACUGAACACCGCCGAAGACCCGCAAGCCGUCAAGCCCCCCCCACCUGACACCACCGGCCUCGUCAGCCGCCUGACCGAGUCCGUCCGCUCGCUCAUGCCCAGCACCACCGAAACCUACGUCGCCUACGGCGUCACGCAAGAACUCUACAACGAGUGCGUCGCGCAAGCCGCCUACCUCGAGGGUGCCGAGCUCUCCCCCAGCGCCCGCUUCUGGUACGAGACCUGCAAGCGCAAGCCGACGUUCGUGGCCUGGGCGCAGGUCACGGUGCUGCACAUGUGGAUGCUGGUCGUGCGCUUCCGCGCGUUCGAGCCCGAGAACGUGCAGACGUGGCAGCAGCACUUUGUGGACCACUUCUUCUACGACAGCGAGGGCAAGAUGAUACAGGACUACAAGCUGACGUCGGGCGGGCAGAGGAAGAAGUACCUCAAGGACCUGUAUGCGCAGUACCGCGGCAUGAUUGCGGGGUAUGAUGAGGGGCUGGUGAAGGGGGAUGCGGUGCUGGCGGCGGCGAUCUGGAGGAACGUGUUUGAUGCGGAUCCGGACGUGGAUGUGGAGUUGUUGGCGAUGAUCACGAGUUAUGUGAGGAGGUGUGUGGCGGGGUUGGAUAAGGUGGAGGAUGAGGUUGUCCAUGCGGGAAAGAUUAAGUUUGGCUCGCCGAUGGAGGAGGAGCCGCUGGUGAAGAUGAGGAGUAAGUAUUUGGAGAGUGUGCUGAAGGAGAAGGGGCAUACUCUGAAGAAUUCGAGUGUUUAG
Morchella sextelata is the source of this 906-nucleotide messenger RNA. RefSeq lists its product as uncharacterized. The coding region runs from base 1 to 906 and encodes 301 amino acids. The transcript has 2 exons. Gene Ontology annotation, biological process: mitochondrial respiratory chain complex III assembly. Gene Ontology annotation, cellular component: mitochondrion. NCBI's taxonomy places the organism in Eukaryota, Fungi, Ascomycota, Pezizomycetes, Pezizales, Morchellaceae. The record is from RefSeq and is a predicted model, not a curated record.